This is a messenger RNA of Urocitellus parryii (Arctic ground squirrel), 1137 nucleotides long. The record is from RefSeq and is a predicted model, not a curated record. NCBI's taxonomy places the organism in Eukaryota, Metazoa, Chordata, Mammalia, Rodentia, Sciuridae.
GAGGCGGAGGCUGAGGCGGCCGCUCCCGCUGCUGCUGCUGCUGCUGCUGCCGCCGCCGCCGCCGCCGCCGCCGCCGCGGCUGCUCCGGCUGAGCGCGCCCCGAACAGGCCGCCGCGCUCCGCGCCCGGGACCCGCAGCUCCCGCCAGCCGGCCGGGUCGGGCGGCCCAGGGCGGCACCUUCUUAUUUCUCCCCAGCCACAGCCUUCCCUAACAGUUGAGCACCUGUUUGCCUGAAGUGAAUUUCCAGAAGCAGGAGUCCCAAGAGCUGGGCCAGGGGGAUGAACCGUGAAGGAGCACCCGGGAAGAGUCCGGAGGAGAUGUACAUUCAGCAGAAAGUCCGAGUGCUGCUCAUGCUGAGGAAGAUGGGAUCAAACCUGACAGCCAGCGAGGAGGAGUUCCUGCGCACCUACGCGGGAGUGGUCAGCAGCCAGCUCAGCCAGCUGCCACAGCACUCUAUCGACCAGGGUGCCGAGGAUGUGGUGAUGGCGUUUUCCAGGUCGGAGACGGAGGACCGGAGGCAAUAGCUGUAAACUCCUUGGAACACCCUGGAAGCUGUCAAGGGCCAAGAGAUCUGUGUGGCUCCUGGGCUGGCUGAGUGGCAGCAGACCACCAUCCCUCCCUCCCCCUACUCCUACCCCUCAGCCCCCCAACAGCCAUUGCCACAGCCGCUCAGCAGGGCUGGCAUCAAGGGAGACACCAGUGGUGCGUUUUCGAUUGGCUUAAAGGGAUGGACUCGUGAUUGGCUUCAGGAAGAAACCUUUUUAUUUUUAAACCUUGACCAAUGGAAACCUUUUAUUUUUAUUUCUGACUCUUAUUUUUUAAAAAAUUUGCGCCUCGGUAUCAGGCUUCCCAGGAAGCUCUCCGGGCUCUGGUGCUUUAUUUAGGUCAUAUUUUAGAAAUGUGAAGAGGCCCAAUUGGCUGCUUAAACUGGAAAAGGAUUAUGAUUGGCUGACAGUGGGAAAUGGUCUUUUCUUUGAUUGGCUGCAGGUGUCCUGCUGGUAUCAACAGCUUCUUUAUUCUCAAUGCAGAAAACAGGGUUUGGGACAUUGGUUGUUAUAUUUGACUUGAAAAAAAAAAAAGAAAGAAAGAAACCAAAUGCGCUUUGCAAUGUUUAUUACACAAACAGCUUGCUGCUGC